AUGCUCAUCAGGUGUUCAGACGUGGGUUCGAACGCUUUCACAUCAUCGGCUCUCGAACAGCUCACUUGCACCUUCUCGAGACAAAUGCACGCUAUUCACGCUGAUGCUGGAGAUAUGCGGAUAUUCGACUUCAUCGCCUUCCCAUCCCAGCCGACCAUCCGACUGCUCCUUAUCGUACCACUCGUCUCUCAGGAGUCUCCGCACCUCCCCCUCGAUCGCUGGCAGGAUUCUCCCACUGAGGACGAACUAGCGAUAUCGGCUGCGCAACUGAUGGGCCGUCCAUCCCUCAGAGACAUUGCGAUUGAAGACGUGGACCGAGCGUCGCUAGAUGACAGGCAACGCAAAGCUGUUAUGGGCGUUGUAUUAGAAGCCAACCGAGUGAAUCAGCUAGUGUCGAUGCAACGAUCAUGUACGGCUGAGGACCUUGGUGCUCUGUUGAACUCGGACAGGCUGGCCAACGAUGAAUGCCACCGACUUCUUUCGGCGAUUCGGUUCCUUCCGGGCAUCUUUGGAUGCCGACGAGUAAACGGCAGCUACCAGAGUCCGUCGAGCUUCGCUGCUAUCGCCAUCGCUGAUGUUGGAGUGUGCGGUCCGUAUCUUGUCAAGUUCUCCCAAGAGUACAACUGCACAAUUCAUGUGCUCACUCCUGCCGAUGGUGCUUACUCUAGUUAUCUCAAGUUCAUGGCACCUCAGCAGUGA
Messenger RNA from Perkinsus marinus ATCC 50983, 699 nucleotides. RefSeq lists its product as hypothetical. The record is from RefSeq and is a predicted model, not a curated record. The coding region runs from base 1 to 699 and encodes 232 amino acids. Lineage: Eukaryota; Perkinsozoa; Perkinsida; Perkinsidae. The transcript is spliced from 5 exons.